GCGGGGACCAAGUGACCAGGCGGCGGCGGCGGCGGCUCUGCCGAGGUGACAAUGUGCUAGGAGCCCCGCUCCGUCUCCUGCGCCUCCUCGGCCUGGGCGCCCCCUGGCCGCGCUCGCCGAGCCUCGCGGCCGGUCGCCGCGCUAUGUGCGAGCGUCUCCGGGGCUGGCCGAGGCCGGGGCCGCCUUGCUCUGCUCUCCGAGAAGUGUGAAGAGAGGCGCGGGCGGGAGCCGGGGCUGCGAGCGGCGCGGGCUCCAGGUGAGCGCGGCUCUCGGCGCAUCUGGCCGCGGGCAGGCGAGGCUGGAUCGUGGCAGCAUCCUGAGCGCGGACCGCCGAGCUGUCACCGCGGGAUCGUUAGCCACCCAGACCAGAUGCGUUUUGUAGGAGUAUUUUGAAGAUGAAUGUUUUCAAAUUAUCUUGAAAUAGCCAAGCACCAUAUACAUGGGAUGCAUCCUGCUUUUGUCCUGGAGUUCACCUCUGUGGCUUAGAAUUGUCUCAGGAACAUUCGUCUUCAGUCUCUGUGUUAACUAGAAAUCAAUCAUGAGGAGAUUUGUCUACUGCAAGGUGGUUCUGGCUACGUCGCUGAUGUGGGUCCUUGUUGACGUCUUCUUACUCCUGUACUUCAGCGAGUGUAACAAAUGUGAUGACAAGAAGGAGAGAUCCCUGCUGCCUGCACUGAGGGCUGUUAUUUCAAGAAACCAAGAAGGUCCAGGAGAAAUGGGAAAGGCUGUGCUUAUUCCAAAAGAUGACCAAGAGAAAAUGAAAGAGUUGUUUAAAAUCAAUCAAUUUAACCUCAUGGCCAGUGACUUGAUUGCCCUUAACCGAAGUCUGCCAGAUGUGAGAUUAGAAGGAUGCAAGACGAAAGUCUACCCUGAUGAACUGCCAAACACAAGUGUAGUCAUUGUGUUCCAUAAUGAAGCUUGGAGCACUCUACUUAGAACUGUCUAUAGUGUUAUAAAUCGCUCUCCACACUACCUGCUCUCUGAGGUCAUCUUGGUCGAUGAUGCCAGUGAAAGAGAUUUUCUCAAGUUGACAUUAGAGAACUACGUGAAAACUUUAGAAGUGCCAGUAAAAAUUAUCAGGAUGGAAGAGCGCUCUGGGUUAAUACGUGCCCGUCUCCGUGGAGCAGCUGCUUCAAAAGGACAGGUCAUAACUUUUCUGGACGCACACUGUGAGUGCACCUUAGGAUGGCUGGAGCCCUUGCUGGCGAGAAUAAAGGAAGACAGAAAAACAGUUGUGUGCCCUAUUAUUGAUGUUAUUAGCGAUGAUACCUUCGAAUACAUGGCUGGGUCAGACAUGACUUAUGGUGGUUUUAACUGGAAGCUAAAUUUCCGAUGGUAUCCUGUUCCUCAAAGAGAAAUGGAUAGGAGAAAAGGAGACAGAACACUACCUGUCAGGACCCCUACUAUGGCUGGUGGCCUAUUUUCUAUUGACAGAAACUACUUUGAAGAGAUAGGAACUUACGAUGCAGGAAUGGAUAUCUGGGGUGGAGAGAAUCUUGAAAUGUCUUUUAGGAUCUGGCAAUGUGGAGGCUCUUUGGAGAUUGUGACUUGCUCUCAUGUCGGUCAUGUUUUUCGAAAGGCAACUCCAUAUACAUUCCCUGGUGGCACUGGCCAUGUUAUUAAUAAGAACAACAGAAGACUGGCAGAAGUUUGGAUGGACGAAUUUAAAGAUUUCUUCUACAUCAUAUCCCCAGGUGUUGUCAAAGUGGAUUAUGGAGAUGUGUCAGUCAGAAAAACACUAAGGGAAAAUCUGAAGUGUAAGCCUUUUUCUUGGUACCUAGAAAACAUCUAUCCGGACUCCCAGAUCCCAAGACGUUAUUACUCACUUGGUGAGAUAAGAAAUGUUGAAACCAAUCAAUGCUUAGACAACAUGGGCCGCAAAGAAAAUGAAAAAGUGGGUAUAUUCAACUGCCAUGGCAUGGGAGGUAACCAGGUGUUUUCUUACACUGCUGACAAAGAAAUUCGAACUGAUGACUUGUGCCUGGAUGUUUCAAGACUCAAUGGACCUGUAAUCAUGUUAAAAUGCCACCAUAUGAGAGGAAAUCAGCUAUGGGAAUAUGAUGCUGAGAGACUCACUUUGAGACAUGUUAACAGUAACCAAUGUCUUGACGAACCUUCUGAAGAAGACAAAAUGGUGCCUACCAUGCAGGACUGCAGUGGCAGCAGAUCUCAACAGUGGCUGCUGAGGAACAUGACCUUGGGGGCAUGAACACCGUUUCUCCCAAGACAUGAAAGUCUCUACACUUUUGUUUAUCCAUUGUUUCCAUUUGGUGAAAAUAUUAACUUUGCCGAAUUAAAAGUUUUAAAAAUACUUUUAGUAUUCUAAAACACAGUUGUUUAUAAUUCAUUUCUAGGAAUGUUUAUUUCCCUACUAAAAUUUGUAUCUGAUUGAAGAAGCACAUAAAAUAUAAGUAAUAGGAAACUGUUAUUAAAACUUCGAACUGUUUGGGAAAAAUAAACCUUACAUUUGCUUUUAAAAUGUCUUCAUUACCCUCUUGUCACAGGGUUACUUAGGGUUGGUUUAUUUUGUGUUGUAAUAAUGAUGGAAGGAGAGAUCAUGUAAUGCCUUAUACUAUAUAUUAAUUAUGAAAUAUCAUUGCUUUAUAAAAUAUUCUUUUUACAAAAGUUUCAUGGAACCAUGGUGAAUUUCUAUGCUAACAAUUGGGACAAAUACGAAAUCAUUCAUGGGCAUUGAAUUUAUCACACAAAAUGUUCAGACCAGGAAAAAAAUUAAAUUUGUAGAUUAUAAAAUAAUCAUACCAAAUAAAAUACUUAAUACAAUUUAAAUAAUAAAUUUAAGUCAAAUGAUGAAAAGAGUGAGUCAGACAUUAAGAAGGACAAGAACAAUAUAAACUCUAAGAGUUGCUGGGAGAAAAAUCUUCACUUCCAACUCAACCUGAGGACAGUCUUGCUCUGAGAGGUGGUGUCAGGAUCUGAAUCCCCAGCUGCCCUCUCUAUCUCCAUAUAAUAAGCUGUACAUUUGCCCUUCACUCUAGAACUGUAGUUGAAGGGUGACCUUUUAGAUUUCAAUUUUAAACAAUUAUUAAUUACUUUUAGUUCAGCCAGUGAUGUCAUUGGCACUUUGUAUUUUAUUAAAAAAAAAGUAUGGCACUAUCAUAAUUUAUUACUAUGCUAUAACAUCUAACAUUGAUCACCAGUAAACAAAAUUCAUUAAAUUGGUAUUGAUUAAACCACUAGACAUGAUUUGGCAUCAAGUAUGGGUCAGUAAUAAUUAGGACAAUUUCAUGUGUUAUUUCAAUGUUAAAACCCCUUGGUUCACAGUGAAUGAACCGAUGUUAGGAAAAACAAGAAAGAAAACAGAGAUGGGAUAUUAGUAAAUUCUUAUAUUUAAUGCCAUUUUAAGUGGCCAUAGAGUUGUUGUACAUGUAUGUUUGAUCUGUGUGUCUAGCAGCUGGAGAAACGGUAUUGGGAGUGGAAAUAGAAGAAGAUUCUUCAGAAGCAGUAAGCCUGUUCUUUUGACCUUUUAUUUUAAAUGAUCUAGAAAAAACAUUAAUUGGCUAACUACACCUCCUUUAUCUCUCCAUCUCUGAUCUUUAUCUCUGCCUUUGUCUCCUAUGUCUUUGUCUCCUAUGUCUUUGUCUCUCUGUCUCUCUGUCUCUCUGUCUCUCUGUCUCUCUGUCUCUCUGUCUCUCUCUCUCUCUCUCUCUCUCUCUCUCUCUCUCUCACACACACACACACACACACACACACACACACACACACAACUUUAGAAUGCAAAAGAUAACUUUUUCUCAAGACCUAAAAAUUUCCUAAUUUAUUUUCCUAGCUGGCUUCCCCUUUGACUCCACCCUGUUAGAAUUGUGAGAAAUUCUAACUAAAUGUUUUGGGUUUGCUGCUUAAAGCUCAAGCAUCCUUUACUCCAAAAACUUCAGGGAUUUAUUAGACUCCCAAAAUUUUAGACAAAAUAUUGAACAUCAGGGCUUUUAUUCCUGGGAUAGACAUAGUUCAUAUCAUAUCUAACAGGAAUCCAUGGCACUCAAGAGAUAAUCAACCUUAACCUGAUCAUGACCACUCAAGGCAACUGAAGCCUGACAUCAAUCCCAUAUUCAAUUUUUUACUCUCUCCUACAUUUUCUUCUUGUCCUGACUCAAAUAAUAUGAAAUCUCCCUAUAUAGUGUUUUUCUGAAAAAAAAUGUAGACUCGCAAGAGUUAUGUAGUAUGUUCCACUUAUGGCAAUCAAAACACAUAGAGUGGUCAGUGACAUUUUAAAAGAAUAUAAUUACUUAAUGGGAGCUGAAUUUGAAGCAUUUCAGUAGCAUUUUAUGUAAAUGAAAUUUUUUAUGGUCACGGUGAAAUACAUGAGAAGAACUCUCAAAGAGUCAUCAUGUGAUUUGGAUACAUGCCACAUAGUGCCUAAAAAGAAAAAAAUAAUAGGUGUGUGGGGAGACAGAAUCAUACACAUCGAAAUCAGAAAGAUUUAAGGUCUUCAAAAGUGUUUACCCUUAGUAAAGAAAAUUAAAGCCUUGAUUGGAAUCACAGUGAGUCUGUCACACACACACACACACACACACACACACACACACACACACACACACACUUGUACACACACACUUGCACACAUAGUUGAUCUGGGCUAGUAGAUUUUCUCAAUUAUUUCAGUGUACACAUUUCUCUGGGUUUUUCUCAUAAGAAUAAAUGCAAUUUUCACCUUCUAGAUACUCAAGUCAAAACUAGAAAGUUGAGAACUGAGGGAUCAUUCACAUAACUGGCAAAGUGCUUGCCCCGCCCCACAGCAUGAGGGCCUGAGACUGAUUCCAAGCACCCAUAUUUAAAAGAGCAAAUAACCACUAUAUGUGGUGGCAUGUGCUUUUAAUGCUAACAUUGGGGAGGUGAAGACCCGUGAAUUCCUUGAGUUUCCUGACCAGCCAGAUUAGCUUAAUUGACAAGCUCCAGGCCAAUGAGAGACUGUUCUUAAAAUCAAGUUAUGAUGUCUAUGAUUGACCUUUGACCUCCACACAUGUGCAUUCACACAAAUGCUUGUAUAUGCGUGCACACACUUAAGUACAUAUGUAAAAUAUGUAGUCACUUUUGACUUCUUUCUCUUUCAAACUUUUUAAGCCUAUCCUACCUGUGUUUUGCUGUCUGCAUGACACUGCCUGCAGCCAAAAUUAACUAGGAUUUGGCCCCCCCAAAAAAUUAAACUUGUUCAAAAUAUUUUUAGAUAGCCACACUUUUUUGAUAACUGACUGCAUUGUUAUCAAGUGUUGAUUUUGUAGAUGAAAACAUUGUGUUGCAUUGUCCAAAGGUUGGACAAAUUGAGUCUAACCAUCUAGAAAUUAACUUGAUGCUCUCUUUGGUAUAUAACCAAAAACCAGUAAUUUGUUACCACACCCACUAUAUGUUACUAUUUCUGACCUUUCAAAUCAUAAGCAGUAUGCAUAUAAGUAUGAUACCACAUUUUUGCCAAGUCUUACCCAAUGCUACAUGUUUCCUUAAUUACAACACUCACACAGACACUGCUAAGUAUGAAUUUUUAUAUUUCCCUGAACAUAAUCUUCCAAUUAAUUUUCAACUCAUUUCAUAGCUCUCAUGUCUCUAUAAGCAGACGAAUGCACUCCACAAACAUACGUGCACAUACUCUCUGCACAUGGAUCCACACGUGUAUAUGUGAACACGUAGAGACAUCUCUGUUUCUUAAUCUCUUACCAUCUUGCAUUUCAUAACACUGUUCUGGCUGCCAAGCAAGUUUCGGCAUUAGUGUUGGCUCUAUCUGUCCCGUAGAUGUCAUUCACUUCAUUUCUUUAGGUUUCUAUUCAAACAUUACCUAUUCAGUACAGCAAACUCUUGUCCUGUCUGCAAUUUUUAGCCUCUAUACCUCCGACCAAAAAUAAGACCACUCUUUUAUUUAUGUCAAUUACUGCCAAUCUCAUACUCCAACAAACACCUGGGAACACAAUUACAUUUAUUUAGGGUAGUUUUUUUUUUUUUUCAUUGCCAGGGCCACAUCUUUGUAAGGUUAGCACUCUCUCACAGAGCUACACACCCAGUUAUGUAAGUCCCUUUGAAGGCAGGGUCUAUAUCAGUUUCGUCUACUGGUUAUGUUCGGCUUCUCGUGUUAUCUUUUGGUAUAUACUAAGUACACUUCUUGAGCUAAUGAAAUUAAGAGUGUAUUGAAGUUGCUAAGCAGCACUGCAUCAUAUGUUUUCAUAUUUAAAACUCUAGAGUCCAGUAAUGUCUUUACAGAAAAAUUUUAGAGCUUUGUUUUCAAAUGUUAAUUUUUCCCUUAUAUCCUUCAUAUUAAAGUGUAGACUUUAUGUUGUCGUCUUUGUCAAAAUCUCCUGCCUUAUGGAAAUGAAAUUUGCCAUUUUAUUAAAAUGCUGCUGUAAGAUAGAAGUUGCUUCACUUAACUGAAAAUAACUAUAGUUUCAGUGUUUUGGUUGUGUUAGGUUGAUCACCGAAGGGCUAAGAUUUUGAGUUUUAGAAAAGGGAUAAGUACAUUCUUUUAAAAUCAUAUUUAUUUUCAUGUUUUGAUGAUGACUAUAUAAAGUUUAUUUUCCAUGUAAAAAUCUAAUAAUAAGAGAUAUUAUAGAAACCUUAAAACAUUAAAGAUGUUAUACCAUUAAUUUCUAUGUUUAUAGAUAAUAGAACUGAGCCAUGGAAAUACAGUGUAGUUUGCCCAAAGAUCAUAGAGUUUUAAACUAUGCUGCCAGGACUCCUAAAACUACUGCCAAAAUAUAUAUAUAAGGGCACAAUAAUGAAAAUAACUUAAUUUAAAACUCUCUUAUUAGUAACUGGAUUCUUUAGAAGUAUUUAAAUCUUACUGUUUUUUCAUACUUCCAUAAAAUUUGUCCAAUGAAAUAAGACCACAGGCAAUAGAAGAAGACCUGCAGCACAGUGAAGAUUUUCCUUGAAAGUAUGUUUACAGAAUUGUAGAACACCCUAGCAUCAGUAAGCCAAUGGUUUCAGGAACGCAGCAUCAAGCUUCUUCAGUAGUAACUGAUGGAACUCUGUCUCCUCUGUUUUCUUGCAAUUCCCUUCAAGGUAAAGUAAGGCUGACCUAGAGCUUGCACAGAGUCUUAAACCAUCUGUUCCCGUGAAUAUUGGGUGAGUUCUGUGUUUGCAGCUUUGCAGACUAUGGAGAAACCAGAAAAUAUUUCUAGGCUUCCCAGUGUCUUAUAAACAUAAUAUGUAAAUUUGAUUUCUCCUUAGUGCUUAGGAACAACCCAAUAAAUAAUAAAAAUAAAGGAGGGGGAAGUAAACUGCUUAAACUGCUAUGAUAAAAUAACAUAAUUGUUUUUUUAAUGAUUUUUUUUAAUUUAGUGAGAGGUUAAGAAUACAGUAGAAUUGCUUCAACAAACCAGAAUAUUGGCUUGCUCCCAUACAUAUUGUUACUCCAUUUGAGAAAUCAACAGACAUAGUCAUAGCCAUUGCAUUUUUAUCUCAUCUAUGAAUUUAAGCUCUAGUUUCAGAAGGUGAAAAUUUUCUAAAUUACAGGUAUAAUGUUCUGAACAAAUGUGAAAAAAAAAUUAAAGAGCUCAUCGAAUGUGAGUCGUUAUCCUGGAUAUGUUAUUUGUCCUAUUGAGAACUUCCAGGCUUGACUAAAUGUCCAGUUUGGCUGGGCAGCAGGAACUGCAUGUGUCAAGGCAGCUUGUGUCUCAGGAUGCAGUCACUAGCCACCAUUAUGUCAGAGAGGGAGUGGAAACACUCUGCAUUUCUUCUGUACAGCAUAGGCACGUCUGGUUUGACUGCACCAUGUUCAGAGUAUUAUCAAGUACAAAAUACUGUAUAAAGCUAAGGUGUUGGAUGACUCUAGCAAUGUGCUUUGACUAGUUGGUAUAGAAAUGUUUCCCAAUUUUUGUUUUAUAGUGUUUACUAAACUAUAAAGGAAAUUUUCAUUUAAUUUGCUUUUCAAAUCCCCCUGAGAAAGUAGUGAUUCCACAUGGUCUUUUGUCAAUAUAUUUAAGAUGAGGACCACUCUGUGAUAAUUGGGUCAUCAUUAUUUGCAGGAAUGCUUUACCGCCAUUGUUAAUGAGAGAGAAUGAAUCAUUCUCCUAUGUUGGGUGAAUUAGAAUGAAAAAAAAAUUAGAUACGUUUCCGCUUAAAAUGUUUCUGAAACAGAUGCUUCAAAACUGAAAUUUUCAUCCUGGUUUAAUGGUGAAGCUAAAAACUUAAAGACACUGCUGUUUGGUUCCUGGUAUACCUUCAGCUAAAAAUAGCACAAGGGAGAAACAGGAAUCCAGGGUCACAGAACUUCCAUUGAGAGGGGUGGGAACCUUCUGUUUUUAAAAUCAGUGUAGUCACAGCUAGAGAACGUAAUCUCAAAAAUGUUUAGACAUGUUCCACACAGUCUUUAACAUUUAUAAAAGUAGAUUGUGCAUAAAGAUUUAAACAUUUUAAAUGUUGUAAGCAUUACUAAAUGGUAUAAUUGUUCUUUUGCUGUAAAUUUAAAUAUUUAUACAUUUUUGUAGAAUUAAAGUAUGCCAAUUUAGUUUUC
Molecule: messenger RNA, 8455 nt
Organism: Peromyscus californicus insignis
Lineage: Eukaryota; Metazoa; Chordata; Mammalia; Rodentia; Cricetidae
Gene: Galnt13
Product: polypeptide N-acetylgalactosaminyltransferase 13
Exons: 13
Coding region: 539-2209 (556 amino acids)
Cellular component (GO): Golgi apparatus
Source: RefSeq, a predicted model, not a curated record